This is a messenger RNA of Ctenopharyngodon idella (grass carp), 2871 nucleotides long. Its product is annotated as macrophage mannose receptor 1-like. Bases 254 to 1354 code for a protein of 366 amino acids. The transcript has 5 exons. The record is from RefSeq and is a predicted model, not a curated record. NCBI's taxonomy places the organism in Eukaryota, Metazoa, Chordata, Actinopteri, Cypriniformes, Xenocyprididae.
CCACUAGGGGUCUCUGCGCUCAGAAGAAAUAUGAGUGCAAAAAAAGUUUUUCUCCCUUUCUAUAUGCAAAUAAGGGGAAAGAGUUGGACUAAUACACAAAUAUAGGGGAAGUGAAUAUGAUAUAGGGGUUUUCAGAGUAAUAAACAAAUGAUGUGAUGAUGAAUGAGGGAUGAGAGCAGAUAUAAUGAUCACACUGUUUAAAGCUGCAGACAGAAACAUCAGACUCAGGACAGAAACACACGACCUCUAAAAAAUGGAGAAAACUCUAUAUUUCAUUCUUCUUCUCAUUGCUCUCUGCUCCGUAUCUGAAUGUGUUCAGCGUCAGUAUCACUUUAUAAACGUGAUGAAGAACUGGACUGAAGCUCAGAGAUACUGCAGAGAGAAUUACACAGAUCUGGCCACCGUUGACAACAUGAACGACAUGAUCGAGCUGAACAAGAGUGUGAAUGAUGGACAUGCCUGGAUUGGGCUGCAGAAGACGGGUGUUGAUAAAUGGCAGUGGUCUUCAGGUGAUCCUGCGCUCUAUCUGAACUGGGCUCCUGGACAACCUGAUGGCAGAGAUGAUUGUGUUAUGAUGAGAAAUGGACAAUGGCAUGAUGGGUCAUGUAGUAACAGCCUGACUUUCAUCUGCAGUUCAUCUAACAACAUGAACACAGGACUCGUCUUUGUCAAUCAGAUGAAGAAUUGGAGAGACGCUCAGAGUUACUGCAGACAGAAUCACAUUGAUCUGGUCAGUGUGAGGAACCAGAAUGAGAGUCAACAGCUUCAGAAGAUCAUCAGUGAUAAUCUCAUAUCUGGUGAUGUCUGGAUCGGUCUGUUCAGAGACUCAUGGCAGUGGUCAGAUCAGAGUAACUCCUCAUUCAGAUACUGGAAUACUGGUGAACCUAAUAAUGCUGGAAAUGAAAACUGUGUAGAGAUUUAUCCGAACGCUCAGGGACAAUGGAAUGACGCCCCUUGCAGCGAACAACAUCCUUUUAUGUGUCAUGAAGAUAAACUGAUUCUGAUCAAAGAGAAUCUGACGUGGUCUGAAGCUCUGAGAUACUGCAGACAGAAUCAUGUGGAUCUGGUCUCGGUUCAUUCAGAAGAGAUGCAGCGUGAGGUGAUGAAUGUGGUUAAACGGGCGUCUACUGAGGCGGUGUGGUUGGGUUUACACAACUACUGCAUCAUGAACAUGUGGCUCUGGUUGAGCGGAGAGAUCGUGUGCUAUCAGAACUGGGCUCCAGGGAACGGAACGACACCGGAAGACUGCCGCCUCGAGAAGAGAAAAGGAGCAGUUCAGUCUGGAGGAGAUCAGCGCUGGAUCAGCCUUCCUGAAACUCACAAACUCAACUUCAUCUGCAGAAAUGAUGAGUGAAAAGACACACGUUUGUGUGUUUACUUACAUUCACUGUUUUCAUUCUUUAUUAGUUUUCUUAUUUACUUUCAUAUGUUUGAUUUGUUCUCUGGUAAUCUCUGAGUGAAUCUACUAAUUGUUUUUUAAAAGUCUCUGUUUUAUUUCUGUAAGUUAAUUAUCAUGACAUAAUGUGAUCGUAUCAAAGUUUUCAAAUACACUGACCGACCAAAAAAAAAACUCGGUCACUGUUUGGAUUUUAAUAGGCAAAUACUUAAGAAUCUAUGGAUGGAUCAUUAUUACAGUGCUCAUUAUGUUUCUAGCAUGUUAUAUGUUUGGCAACAAUUCUUUUAACCCUUAAAGAUGGAGUGUGUAACUUUUAAUUUCUUACACAACCAUAUAGGUAGACACAUCAUGGCCAUAUUCCAGGAAGACAAUGUCAAGAUUUAUUUAUUUAGAAUAUGGCCAUGAUGUGUCUUCCUACAUGGUAAUAAUAAUUUAACAAUAACUUUUGUUUUUUUUUAAUAAUAAAAAAAAAAUUAAAAAUAAUUUCUGCAAUAUAGUGUAGUGAACAGCAGACAUGAUGGUACCAGAGCUUCACAACAGACAUCCCUUUGUCCCACUUUGAUUAAUACAAAAGAGUGUGAUAGCACCCUCAACGACAACUAAAUGACUAUUGUAAUCAGGACUGCCAAAGGUGGAGGACAGGAAAGAUGACAUUAACGGCCCAUUGAUGAUAGGCUAAUCUCAUCACAAGUUGCCUUUGUUCACCUCAGACCGUAUAUGCCUGAGAUCAAGGUGUGAACGUCAUGGACUCUCAGGGCCACCAAACCAGUUCUGGCUAGAGCACAGCAAGAACAAAGAAAGGCCUCAAGAGAAAGACCAUUUCUAAACAUAUUGGCUCGAAACCACAAAAAUGGACAGGAAUAAUGAAGGAACAUGUCCUAUACGUCUUUUUACUCAUGAAGUGGAAACCACAGUGGAAACCACACCUGAGUUGCAUAACUCAAGUACCUCCAACCUACAGAAGGUCCUGCGGAUCGACCACCAUCUGACCUACAGUUCUCUGGAUUACACAAAGACCUCCAGCACUUGGAAAGCAAUCCAGUCUCUCCCACUGCACACGGAAGGAUACCAGUGGACAACGUUUCCCAUUCCCGGACUGAUCACCCGACCAAGCGAAACGUAAAUAUAAGCUAACCAAGGCCUUGGCAUUAGGUUGUUGCUAAAUGAGAUUGCUAUUUGUGUAGAGACUGUUUAUCUAGUGUCAGCGUAUACAGACAUACAUCAGACACAUUAUCUGUAUUCAUAGUAAAUGCUUAUUUACUAUUUCAUCCAAGCAUCCAGAAAGACCACAAUUGACUCCCCCAUAGAUUGCUCAUUCAUUCAUUUUGUUAACAUCCAUUUGUGUAGUAGUUCGUAGUUUCUGUUUGAUUAUUGAUUGAAUUUUCUUAGUAGUUUAGUCAUUUUCCUUAGUAGUAUUUAGUGAGUGUGAUAUUUUACUCUUGUAUAUCUUUUUGUUAAUAAAUUAAUUUUAUUGC